CCACUUGGUGACCACUGUUUCCCCUCGGGUUUAGGGUUUGGUUUUAGUGCAGUUGGGGACUUAAUUAUUUUUCGCUCGGUCCUGCGCGGUUGUCUUAAACAGUCCUAAAAUCAGCCAUCAUCAUGUCCAACAACAACGCCAGCAACAACUUAAUUAUCGCUCAGAGGGCCGUGAAGCAGCUCCGGUUAGAGGCCAGUAUCCGGAGAAUCAAGGUGUCGCAGGCUGCUGCUGAGCUGAGAAACUUCUGUCUGCAGAAUGCCUCCAAGGAUCCUCUCCUGAUGGGGGUUCCUUCCAGUGAUAAUCCCUUUAGACCACCAAAGUCCUGCUCCCUGUUCUGAG
Molecule: messenger RNA, 339 nt
Organism: Solea senegalensis (Senegalese sole)
Lineage: Eukaryota; Metazoa; Chordata; Actinopteri; Pleuronectiformes; Soleidae
Exons: 2
Coding region: 123-338 (71 amino acids)
Biological process (GO): G protein-coupled receptor signaling pathway
Cellular component (GO): heterotrimeric G-protein complex
Molecular function (GO): G-protein beta-subunit binding
Source: RefSeq, a predicted model, not a curated record